AUGAAAUUGACAGAUGAAAGUCGAGCAUUCCAUUUUGGUGUUUAUACGAUAGUAUUUCAAAUACCAUACGGGAAAGUAACAACUUAUGGACAUAUAGCUUAUCUACUAGAUAAACCAGCAAAUUCAAGACAAGUAGGGUCCUCGCUAAAACACUGUGCGAUGAUUUUCCAAGAUUUGAACCAAGGAUACGAACCAGAUGAUGAAAAUUUUUUACAAUUGGACGAGUUACCAUGGUGGAGAGUCGUACUGAGUUCAGGAAAAAUUUCACCUAGGGAGAAUUCACAUGGACAGUAUAUACAGGCAGAGCUUCUAAGGCAAGAAGGUAUCUCCGUGUCAGAAACACAUUUAGUAAACUUGGACGCCGAGGAAGUUGGCUGGUUUCCUGAGGAGGUGAAUCUAUAG
This is a messenger RNA of Lodderomyces oxycetoniae, 402 nucleotides long. RefSeq lists its product as uncharacterized. Gene Ontology annotation, molecular function: catalytic activity. The transcript is spliced from 2 exons. Lineage: Eukaryota; Fungi; Ascomycota; Pichiomycetes; Serinales; Debaryomycetaceae. The record is from RefSeq and is a predicted model, not a curated record. Gene Ontology annotation, biological process: DNA repair. Bases 1 to 402 code for a protein of 133 amino acids.